UAUGAUUCUGGAAAAGAUGUCCUCUCGCUGACGUCGCCGUCAGCAUUCACGGCAAUUACGGGAGAGUUGCUGCUGUUCGUUCAAGAAGCGUUGAUACUACACUUGGUUUCAGACUAGGGUUCAGCUCGUGCUUUUAUUUGCAGGAAAACAUUUGAGUCGCUCUUCGUUUCCCGCGUUGUACUUACUGACGGCUCUGCAUUGUAUGGAACGGCUGCCGGAUCCAUAUUCUUACGGUGCAGCAAGAUUUAUCUCGGUUGAGAUGGUUAUUGCCAAGGUUAAUGCCGAAAGGGCCAUGCCGGACGGCGUGGAGGGAGCAGCGAGAACUAGGUCGGUCGAAGUGGUGAAGUCAGCGCAGAGCCUUUCGGAGUUGCCCCUGCCAGGCGAGAAACGUCAAGCGCCGGCCGAUGCUGCUAUACCGCCAUCUGACGAUGCACAGGGACCGUCCGAUGCUGCUCAGAGCAAGUCUGAGGGGUCUGAGGAGUUUGCGAAUGCAUUUCGAGCGACAUUUCAGGAGAUAAGCAACGCGUCUGAAGCGAAGGCGGACUCAGUUCCAGCGGAAGAGCAUCUUGAUGUGACCGGAGAUCACCCUGACAGAACCACGCAGCCGCCUGAACCUGAAGCACCUGAGAAGCCAACUGCGGAGCGUGAUGCACCCGAGAAGCCAACUGAGGAGCGUGAAGCACCCGAGAAGUCGACUCAGGAGCCUGAAGCAUCUAAGCAUACAGAAUCUCCUGAUAUAGCUGACACGCCGAUUCAGCGUCCUGACGGAUCUGACGAGCAUUCUCAGCAGCCUGAAGCAUCUGAGAAGCUGACUCAGGAGCGCGAAGCAUCGAAGCCUAUUCAAUCCCCUGAUGUAGCUGACACGCCGAUUCAGCGUCCUGAUGGAUCUGAUGAGCCUUCUCAGCAGCCUGAGAUGGUUGGACUUCACCCUGAAGCCCCAGUCACGGCCACUCAGCAGGGCGAUGCAGCGGGUAGGCCCACCGUGGAGCCUAAAGCACGUGAGAAGCGGGCUCAGCAGCCUGAUAUGGUCGAGGCUGAUUCUGAAGCCCCAGUCACGGCCACUCAGGAAGGUGCUGCAGCUAGUAGGUCCACAGUGCAGCCCGAUGCUGCUGAGAAGCUGAUCCAGCAGCCUGACUUGGUUGGAGACCCUGAUGCAGCUAUGAAGGAACCUGAAGCACCUGAGAAGCCGGGUCAGGAGACUGAAGCACCUGAGAAGCCGAAUCCGGGGCCUGAAGUACCUGAGAAGCCGAAUCACGGACCAGAAGCACCUGAGAAGCCGAAUCACGGACCAGAAGCACCUGAGAAGCCGAAUCACGGACCAGAAGCACCUGAGAAGCCGAAUCAGGGGCCUGAAGCAUCUGAGAAGCAAGCGCAGCAUGUUGAUGCAGUCGACAGACCUGAUAGAAAGCCUGAGGCGGCGGAACAGGAUGCUCCGAUUCCCCGAGCAGCUCAUGCGCCCACGCAGCAGAAUGACAAGCCUACUCAACUCCCUGACGCACCAGACGCACCAGACGCACCAGACGCACCAGACGCUCCGAAUGCGCCUAUGCAGGAGAGUGACGCGGCGAUGCAGCAAACGGAUGCGCUUAUGCAGCAGCCAACUGAGCAGCAAGAUAAGCCCGCUCAGGAGCCUGAACUAGCUGAUCGCCACACUCUGCAGUCUGACGCAGCUGACAAGCCUCCGCCUGAUGCCACGCCAUCAAGACCAAGGCGAACCACGGCUGGCCGUCGCGCUCCUGCCACACCGCUGGUUACCACAGUGCCGGUUACAGCAGCACCGGUAGCCACAGCCCCGGUUACAGCCACGCCUGUUCCAACUCCAGUAAGCACGCGGCGAAGGAGCGCGAGGAGGAGAACAGAGGCCGAGACGGGGCUGGCUGCACCUGCAUCGACUGGAGCAGCAGGGGAUGCGGAGGGGCUGCUGCCAGCAGCGCUUUUCACGCCUGGCGGACGCAGGAUGACGAGGUCUAUGGCGCGGGCGCUGGGGUUGGCCAUGGAGGGGGGGAGUGAGAGUGGAAGCAUGACUCCGAGUGUGAGUGCGAGUGCAAGUGCGAGUGUGAGUGUGAGUGUGUCUGGGAUGAGGAGGGGCGGGGCGAGGAGAGGGAGGGGGGGUAGGAGGGGCGGAGGGAAGGGGGACGGGGGGAGCGAGAGUGGGAUGAGCGUGGGGGAAGGGGAAGGGGAAGGGGAAGUGGAGGUGGAGAGUAAGGCGAAAGGGACGGGAGGAGGAGCGGGGGAAGGGGCGGUAGGGGGUGAUGAGGAGGAGGAUGGGGAAGGAAAGAAUCUGGUGCUGGAGAGGAUUGCUGAGUGGGAGGAGAGGAUUAUGGAGGUGGAGGAGGAGGAGCAAGAGGAGGAGGAGGUGCGUAGGGAGAAGGAGAAGGCCGGGGAGGAGGCUAAGGAAAAGGCUAAGGAGGUGGCUAAGGGCAAAAGCGCUAUGGUGGGAAGGCGGAGAGGUGGCAGGGGUAAGCAGGGGGAGAUUAGCAAGGAGGAAGGGAGUGUGGCGGGGGGUGGAGGAGGGGAGGAGGAGGGUGGUGAGGGUGAAGGGGAGACGAGUAAGCGCAAGGAGAGUGAGGAGGGGAGGAACGAGGGAGUUGGGGAGGAGAGGAAGGAGGGCAUGGGAGGAGAGAGUGCAGAGGGAAGGCGCGAGGAUAGGCAGGAGAACGUGUAUGUGCGGAGAAGAAAGAGGGUAGGAGGCGUGGGGGAGGGACUGGCGACGCCUUCGGGAAGCAAUGCUGAUGCUGCCCUGUGCAAGGAAACAAAUAGUGCUGCUUCUCUUCCAGCUGCUGAUGCUGUUGCAAGUAGGGUUACGGUUACUGUGGCUGAUGUGGGGUUACCGCCAGAGCCGUCUGCUGAACCUGCAGUGUCUGCAAAUUCGGAUGCUGAAAGGGGAAAGGAAGGGACGCAGGUGAAGGCGGGUGGGGUUGAGAGCGGUGAGAGGGAGUGGUGCAUGGCAGCGUGUGGUGACGCGAAGGGUGCUGGUGAAGGCGCUGUUGGGGGAGGCGAUGGUGGUGAUGGAAUUGAUGCUGCUGCUGGUGAUGCCGCUGCUGGUGCUGCUGGUGCUGCUGGUGCUGCUGGUGCUGCUGGUGCUGCUGGUGAUGCUGGUGCUGCUGGUGCUGCUGGUGCUGCUGGUGCUGCUGGUGCUGCUGGUGCUGCUGGUGCUGCUGGUGCUGCUGGUGCUGCUGGUGCUGCUGGUGCUGCUGGUGCUGCUGGUGCUGCUGGUGCUGCUGGUGCUGCUGCUGGUGCUGCUGCUGCUGCUGCUGCUGCUGCUUCUACCGGUGCUGGUGCUGCUGCCGAGGGUGCACAUGGCAGUGUGGCAGUGGAGUGUGACGAGCAGCUGGAGGAGGGGAGGAGGGCGGAAUCGAGAGGUGCUGCUGCUGGUGGUGCUACUGGCAUUGCUGCUGCCGAGGGUGCUCACCGCAGCAUGGCAGUGGAGUGUGACGAGCAGCUUGAGGAGGGGAGAGGGGAGGAGGUGGUUACUGGGGAAGGCGAAAGGGAUGCACAGCAGCAGGAGGGCCGUGUUGGGCUUCAAGGGGAGAUGGAUCAAGAGCGGAGGGAGAAGGAGGCGAAAGAAGAUAAGACAAGGGAGGAAGUGGAGAGGGAGAGGAGGGAGAAGGAAGAGGCUAUAAGGGAGGAGUUGGAGCGGGAGAGGAGGGAGAAGGAAGAGGCCAUAAAGGAGGAGUUGGAGCGGGAGAGGAGGGAGAAGGAGGCCGUGGUGCGAGAGCUGCAGAGGAUGAGAGGCGAGAUGAAGCGGCAGAUGGAGCUGAUGCAGCUGCAAGUGGUGCGAGCGAGAAGGUACUCGAGCUACAAGAACUCUGUGCGCGCUGCUAUUGCCACUGCUGCUCACCUGCGGCAUACAGCCCGGUCCAAGGUUGCCCGAGCCAAAGCACUAGCGGAGGCUCGAAGCAGGGUCCGGGCAGGUGAAACUUCACUCGUGGGGGAAGCUGGUGGUUCGGGCAGGAAGAGGAGAUCACCCGGUCAGCAGAGGAAAGGCAUGGAGUCGUCACACGAGCAGGGAAGGGCUGAGGAAGGGAGUCAAGGCUGGAAUAUUGUGAUGGAGGGAGAGGAAGAAGUGAGGGGCAAAAGGGCGGACGCUGAUAAGGGAAAAAGGAGUGCUGGGGAAGGGGAAGGAGGAAGAGGAAAAGCAGGAGGGAAGGGGAAAAGGAGGAGGGAAGGGGAAAAGCAGGAGGAAGAAUCUGCUGACGAGGAAGGGUGGGAGGAGGAUGAGGAGGAGGAGCAGGAGGAGCAGGAAGAGGGGGAGGAGGGGGAAGGCGAUGAGAAGUGCGAGGAGGAACGAGAGGAGGGAGAGGAGGGCGAGGAGGAAAGUCCUGUGACGCGCAGUGUGCAGCGAGAAGCCUCGUUUAAAUCCUGGGUGAAAUCAGACAGGUCUGUGGGAGAUGGUAGAGCCGGCAGCCCAAAAUCGCUUGGAUCGUCCGGGGGUACUCAUAGUGGGGGAGGAUCAAAGAGGAGGAUGCAGCUGAGUGGGGGUAAAGCAGGGGGAGGUGAAGCGGAGGAGGGGGAGGUGGAUCUGGGGCAGGUGAAUCUGGCUGCUGCUCUAGACAGGGCGUGGGAGGAGGAGGAGGCAGGUGAGGAGACAGGUGAGGAGACAGGUGAGGGGACAGGUGAGGGGACAAGGAAGGAUAGAGGGCAAGAUGGAGCUGGGAAGGAAUUUACAGAGGGGGGUGAGUGGGAAGGGAAGCAAGGAGGUGGGGAAGGGAGAGAGCACGGGGAUGGAGGAGAGGAGAGUGACACAGGAAGCAGUUCAGAAGGGGGAGGUGAGAGUGCGGAGAGUACUGGAGGAUCGUCGGAGUCACCUGGGUCGGAUGGCGGUGAGGGGUUUAGUUUUGACGAUGUGGUGGCACAGGCAGGCAUUGUGGUGACACAGCCAGGCAUGGCGCAUGCAGGCGUUGUGGCAGAUGGUGGGGAUAGGGAUGUGCAGAUGCAUGCUGGAAUUACUCGUGCUGUCAAAGAUGUUGAUGCCGAUGAAGCUGGUGCUGAUCAUGCUGCGGGUGGUGCGGGUGCUGCUGCUGGUCAGGCGGUUGGGAAGAGAAGGGUGGGUGGGAAUGGCCGCGAUGGGUUGAAGGUCGCAGAUGAGGCAGCGGCUAAGGGGGAUUUUGGGUGUGGGGUGGGAGAAGGAGCGGAAGGGAGGGGUGAGGAGGUGGGGGAGGGAGAGGAAAGAGAGGAGGGGGAGGUGGAUGAGGAGAGUGAGGAGGGAGGGGAGGAGGAGGAGAAGUCUAGUGGGGAGAAGGCAGGAUUGACCAGUGCUCCGACGCAUGCUUCAGCUGGAAGGGAUGGUGCGAACGAGGAAGGUGUGAUGAAUGGAGGAAGGGGUGGGACUCAGGAGGAGAGCCAAGCAGGCGCAGGAUCAGGUAAAAAACCAAGUGCUUUGAAAAAGAGAAUGGGGGUUCUUAAAGGUAGUGAGGGGGGCAGAGCAGGAGGUAUCACUAAGGUGGUCAGGGAGGGAGGGGGGACAGAGGCAGUGGAAGGGGAAAAGGCUGGAGGGAGGAAGAGAAAGGCAGGGACACAGGGAGAUGCUGACGUGUUGGACACGUCGCAUGGUAAACAUGGCCGUCGACUCGAGGAUCGUGCUCAUGUGCAUGGCCAUCCCGAUGGGCAGGACGAUGGGCAUGGGCAUGGGCACGGGCAUGAGCAUGGCCAUGGGCAUGGGCAUGGGCACGGGCAUGGGCAUGGUGUUGUUAGACUCGGGUGGAGGAAGGUUGGUCGAAAGUGGAUGUUGUACCGCAUGCAGGGAUGCUGCUGAUGAUGGAUGUACGUACCUGGGCCAAUAACGGUCAAUUGCAGCAGGUCGAGUUUAGAAGAACCUAUACCUUAAGUUGUGACUAAAUGGUUUUAGGAUUGGCAAUUAAUAGGAUCGUUUAGUCAUGGAGACAUUGGAACGUGAUUGCGGAAGAUCAUGGUAUCUUCGUUGAUUAGGAAAUUGCGUUUGUCAAUACCAUUUUAGCAUAGCCCGAAUG
Messenger RNA from Closterium sp. NIES-67, 5969 nucleotides. The record is from the annotation of a GenBank genome assembly. Lineage: Eukaryota; Viridiplantae; Streptophyta; Zygnematophyceae; Desmidiales; Closteriaceae.